Molecule: messenger RNA, 483 nt
Organism: Eimeria necatrix
Lineage: Eukaryota; Apicomplexa; Conoidasida; Eucoccidiorida; Eimeriidae
Exons: 3
Coding region: 1-483 (160 amino acids)
Source: RefSeq, a predicted model, not a curated record
AUGACAUGCUGCCCCGCAGUUUCCUUGGAGUCUUCUCCUGCUGCAGCAGCAGCAGCAGCAGCAGCAGCAGCAGCAGGCAGCAGCAGCAGCAGCAGCAGCAGCAGCAGCAGCAGCAGCAGCAGCGGGGGGGGUGGGGAGGGGGCGAAGCAGCGGCAGAAUGAGCCUCACGAUAAGCAGCAGCAGCCGCACGACCAGCAGCAGCAGCAGCAGCACGACCAGCAGCAGCAGCAGCAGCACCCGCACGACCAGCAGCAGCAGCAGCACGACCAGCAGCAGCACCCGCACGACCAGCAGCAGCACCCGCACGACCAGCAGCAGCAGCAGCAGCACCCGCACGACCAGCAGCAGCAGCAGCAGCACCCGCACGACCAGCAGCAGCAGCAGCAGCAGCAGCACCCGCACGACCAGCAGCAGCAGCAGCAGCAGCAGCAGCAGCAGCAGCAGCAGCAAACCUGCAGCGUGAGGCGCUGGACGUCAGUGUAA